This is a messenger RNA of Fonsecaea pedrosoi CBS 271.37, 2061 nucleotides long. RefSeq lists its product as uncharacterized. The transcript is spliced from 2 exons. The record is from RefSeq and is a predicted model, not a curated record. Bases 1 to 2061 code for a protein of 686 amino acids. Lineage: Eukaryota; Fungi; Ascomycota; Eurotiomycetes; Chaetothyriales; Herpotrichiellaceae.
AUGGAGGGUGCUUUGCCCUCUCUGCUAUGGGGGGCAUUUGCACCUUGCGUCCCAGUGGCCAUCAUCUCCAGUGUUCUUUUAACUGCCAUCCUGUACAACCAAAUCGACAGCAGUUAUGUCUUUCUUCCUGAGAAGCAAGAGACAGCCGCGACUGAAGGACUGGAUACUUUGGACAUUAUCCAGCGAAUCGAAAAGAAUGGAGGCGAUCAUGCCUACUACUUAUACUACAAGACCAUCACCAAUCCAGCUGUGUUGCACAUGAUAUCUUCAUGGACGGCCAAGAUCAUACCUUUCGUCACCGGUGCUUCCAUGGCUCUUGUUGCCUUCUUCGCAGGACAACGCAUUAUGAAAGCUACUGCCAACAAAUCCGAGAAGCUGCCGAGUCCUCACCAGGUAUCCAUCCUGAUCGGACUGCUCAAUGGAGGUGGAACCCAACCUCUGCUCGAUGCUGUCAAGUAUCGCUGGUAUAAUCAUGAGACCCUUGUUCCACCAGUUCCUCUGGCCUUUUGGUGUUUGUCGUUCAUUGUCUUCAUGACCUUCGCCAUCGGUGCAGUCGACAGCUGGUUCGGUACAGUCACCACGGCUAUGAACAUCGCAUUGGUGAUUCCCCAGAACAGCACAGCAUUCUCUUUUGGAAGAGGUCUAAACUCAAGCCAGUGCGGACCAGGCGAGUGGCAGAUACGGACCUGUCCCGGCAAUGCUCAAGCAAGUUGCAGCUACCCCUGCAGCAUCACGAACUGGACCGCGUCCAACGGAGAGCGUCAAGGUGUGCUCAAUGCCCAACAAGCAGCAGAGACGCUGAUGUCGAACUCUGAGAAUAACACAAUAUUCAAUGUCACAGUCAAUGGCUCAAACUACUACUUUCUUGGGGAUAUCCAGAGCAGCAGGACGCUUGACUUUGCGGCAACAACGCUGGCGAUCAAGACGCAAUGCCAGAUGGUGACACAAGACUGUAAUGUCACAUCCGUUGACGAUCGCAGCUCCGGCUUCACCUGCGGAGCUUACAGCGCGCCAUCCUUUUCAUACUCCGGAGAGGUUGGCAUGGACCCUAAGGAUGCGACGUCAGCGCCAGACGAGGCGAUGGUCGGCAUUCAAUUCUUCAACGACACGGCAAAGACUCAAGCUGUGGGUUUCGGAAGCAGCACCACCAACCUCUUCACCACGCAGAACCCACUCCAGUUUUUGACCUGGUCAAAGGGCUUCCCGCCAGUGGACACUUAUCAGGACGAAUUCGAAGAUAUGCGAAACGACCACUACCUCAAAUAUGAUGCAACUGGUGACACCGUCUUCGUCCUGAGCUGCUCAGCAGUCAUCGCCGAAGUGAGAUACAACUGGACCAAUGGAUCAAUAGGUCUUGUUGAGCUCCAGGCAGACGAGGAUGUAGCAGACUACUACGGUGCCGUCUUUAGCGCACCGUUCGCCAUCAACAGUCCACUGUCCCAUCUGUCCCUCCAGGACGCCGCCGCGUUGGCAGCCUAUCAGAAGACACCGGAGGGUCUGUCACGGAUCUUUGCCGACCGUUUCUCCCAGGCCGCCAUAGCCCUCAGUUCGGGAAUCACCGUCAGGGUACAGAACGAGCUCGAGUGGACGAGAGACAACAAUUACCUCGCAACGCGCGUCCCAUAUCUGCCUCUGUAUCUCCUUGUGACGCUGAAAGCCGUCUACGCGCUGUUCGCAUUGGGUCUCGCUGUCCUGGCGGUCUUCCUGACGCAGCCGUCGCAGGCGCAGGAAGUGAAGGAGCGGCUGACUGUCGACGGCCUCGCGGCGGGCUUCUUCGAACCCAACGCCAACCACGAGCGGGCGGUCAAGAACGUCAGCGACCUGUUCGAGGAACACCAGGACGGCGGCGAGAAGAGCGACGACACCAAGAAGAUUGGCCUGUUGCGGACCGACAAGGGCGGCUGGCUCUGGGUCACGGUGGCGCAGAGAGCCGCCCAAGGCCUGGGUCUCCAAGAAGCAGCCAGCUUCGCCGCCGACCAGGUUGCCGACGCGGCUGCGGCGCAGAUGGGCACGGUGGGGACUUUGGGACAAGGGUAUAAAUUGGUCAAGGACAUCAUUUAG